This is a messenger RNA of Megalops cyprinoides (Indo-Pacific tarpon), 2973 nucleotides long. It is a transcript of the gene prdm4, whose product is annotated as PR domain containing 4. Gene Ontology annotation, biological process: cell fate commitment; regulation of transcription by RNA polymerase II. NCBI's taxonomy places the organism in Eukaryota, Metazoa, Chordata, Actinopteri, Elopiformes, Megalopidae. Bases 124 to 2601 code for a protein of 825 amino acids. The transcript is spliced from 12 exons. The record is from RefSeq and is a predicted model, not a curated record. Gene Ontology annotation, molecular function: DNA-binding transcription factor activity, RNA polymerase II-specific; histone deacetylase binding; RNA polymerase II cis-regulatory region sequence-specific DNA binding. Gene Ontology annotation, cellular component: cytoplasm; nucleus.
GUAUCUUCAAGGCAAUGGACCUGGAAAGAGAGGCUACCUACAAGUCAGUUGCUAGCUAGCUGGCUAGCUAGCGAGAAGAAUGCAAAAUUUACAGUGUCAUGAACACAAACACCUAAUAACAGAAUGAAUGAUAUCAAUCUGAGUCCUGUGGGGAUGGACCAGUUGAAUGUGCCCUCAGUGAGUGGGAGCCACCUGGGCCUACCCACCUCCCCCACCCACAACCCCAUUGCCGCACCAGGCAUGCCAGUGGCCAUUCCAAACCUAGGUCCUUCCCUGGGGUCUCUGCCCUCUGCGCUCUCCCUCAUGCUGCCAAUGGGUCCAAUUGGAGACAGGGGGGUGAUGUGUGGCAUUCCAGAGAGGAACUACACCUUGCCCCCGCCCCCUUACCCCCACCUGGAGAGCAGCUACUUCCGACACAUCCUGCCAGGUAUCUUGUCCUACCUUGCAGACCGUCCACCGCCUCAGUAUAUCCACCCCAGCAGCCUUAACAUGGACGGUACGCUGUCUGUGUCCAGCAACAACCCCUCUGGUCUGGACCCUUACAAUGCUCCCGGGGGGCCCCUGGAGCAAGGCCUGGUGUCCCUGGACUCUCGGCAGGUGGGGGGGCAGGGGGGCCUCCACCAGGGGGCGGCCCACGAGGUGCAGCUGGACGCUGGUCUGAGCAUGGAGUCCCGCGUUAGCAGCCCCAUAUCACCGGACAGAAUGGGCGAGGAGCUGGCCACGAUGGAGGGCGUGGUGGCGGAGACCCAGCAGCUGAGCGGGAGGCCCCGGAACCAUGAGGGCCUGGGGGGGGUGGACGGGUCGGCAGGGGUGAUGCCCCUGCACGGGCCGGGCCUGGAUCUGCCCGUGGUGAUGGAGCAGGAGCAUCUCGGCGGGAGAGUGGGCGGAGCCGGAGCAGGAGGAGGAGGAGCGGGAGGCCUGGGAGAGCCGUUACAUUCCUCUGGGGGUCUGAACUCUGGUGCGGUCAGCGUGGUGCUGGCGGGGUCGCAUUCUCACCCAUCCAUGGCGCCCCCACCCCAGCUGGAGCCUGUCUCCCUCCACGGGCCCCCCACCAUGGGGCUGGAGCCAGUCAGCGUGUCCCCCAUCACGGCGGAGGUGUCCCUGGGGCCUGACAGUAGCCUGGUGUUGGUCAACUCAUCUUUGCAGCUGGAAGACUCCACUUCCAACAAGGAGAACAUGGCCACUGCCUUCACAAUAUGGUGCACACUGUGUGAACGCUCAUACCCCUCCGACUGCCCUGAGCACGGUCCUGUCACCUUCAUCCCCGACACGCCCAUCGAGAGCCGCGCCCGCCUCUCCCUGCCACGGCCUCUGUGCCUCCGGGUGUCUGUGGCAGACGAGCCCCUUGGUGUGUUUGCACGAGAGACCAUACCUGUUAGGACCUGCUUUGGGCCCAUGGUCGGGCAGCACUGCAGCACUGUGGACCUGACAGACUGGUCGGACAAGAACACCCCUCAUGUGUGGAAGAUGUUCCAUAAUAAUGUGCUGGAGUUCUGCAUUGUGACAACCGAUGAGAACGAGUGCAACUGGAUGAUGUUUGUUCGUAAAGCAAGGACUGGGGAGGAGCAGAACCUGGUGGCCUAUCCUGACAACGGGAAGCUGUACUUUUGCUCAUCCAGAGAGAUCCUCCCAGAUCAGGAGCUGCUUUUCUACUACAGCCGGGACUACAGCAGGCAGAUGGGUGUUCCAGAGGUUCCAGAUGGCCAGGUGUGUCACUGUGGCAAGGAGUGUGCCUCAUUCGCAGAGCUGAAAUCUCACCUAAGCAGCCACACCCACAGUCACGCUCACAGCAACCACACCCACAGCCCGACGCAGACCCACCCGGCGCACCACACCCACCACGCCCAUCACGAAGGCAAGCUGGCCAGCGGUAGCUCCAGCGCAGCCUCCUCCUGGCCCGGCCACGCCCACGGCCACGCCCGGGAGAGGAAGUUCAAGUGCAGCAUGUGCUCCAGGGCGUUCACUUCCUCCACCAAGCUCAACGUGCACUUCAUGGGCCAUGUGGGCAUGAAGCCACACAAGUGUGAGUACUGCAGCAAGGCCUUCAGCGACCCCAGCAACCUGCGCACACACCUCAAGAUCCACACAGGUCAGAAGAAUUACAGGUGCAAUGUGUGUGAGAAGUCGUUCACACAGAAAGCCCACCUGGCGUCACACAUGGUGAUCCACACAGGAGCCAAGAAUCUCAAAUGUGACCACUGUGACAGGAUGUUCAUGAGGAGACAAGACCUGAAACAACACAUGCUCACUCACACACAAGAGCGGCAGAUACGCUGUCCGAAGUGUGACAAGCUGUUCUGGAGGUCCAACCACCUGAAGAAGCACCUGAACUCCCACGAGGGUCGGCGAGACUAUAUCUGCGAAAAGUGCAGCAAGGCUUUCCUCACCAAAUACCACCUCACCCGCCACCUCAAGAUAUGCAAGGGCCCCAAGACCAGCGGGGAGGCCCUCCAGGAAGAGGAUGAAGAGGAGGAGGAUGACGAUGAAGAGGAGGACGAGGAAGGGGAUGUCGAGGGGCUGAUUGAUCCAGUCAGCAGGGAGGACUGUGGUCUAGGAGUUGCAGGGUACACCUCUGACAAAACUCUGUCCCCACAUCAGUGACUGUAGCAGCAGGGAGUGACUGCACUGUGCCUGUCUUGAUAUUUAUUAUAUUUAUUUCCAUUUUUAUGUCUUUUUUCUGUUUGUUUGUUUUGCCAAAAUCUUAUCUGCAUGGUAAGGUUUAGAGGCUUGGUGCUUGUAACCUACCAAGUUCUCUGUAGCUUUUGAUCAUUGUACAAACUUUAAAUAAUGCCUCAUUUACAAAAAACAUGGGUAACUUGGAAUUGAGCUGUCUGUUAAAGUGCAGAAGAAGCUCUAGUUAUGUGCUGAAUGAGUCCAACGUCUGCAGAAAGAAGGUACAGAGCAGGAAAAGUACUCCUUUGUUAAUGUCAAAGAUGAAUAUUAACACCUGUAUACUUGUGAUUACCAGAAAAU